This is a messenger RNA of Juglans microcarpa x Juglans regia, 669 nucleotides long. RefSeq lists its product as uncharacterized. The record is from RefSeq and is a predicted model, not a curated record. Gene Ontology annotation, biological process: protein ubiquitination. The transcript has a single exon. Bases 1 to 669 code for a protein of 222 amino acids. NCBI's taxonomy places the organism in Eukaryota, Viridiplantae, Streptophyta, Magnoliopsida, Fagales, Juglandaceae.
AUGGCAAUGGAAUCCGAGUACUAUACUGAACCCGACGAUGGUUCCCCUUUAUCUGAGGAUGAAUUGAUGCUCAACUUCCAUGUGGUGAAACCGCAGCACCCAUACGAGGAGGAGAGCCUGGUUGUUUUUCGAGUGCAGCGCAGACUGUUGGCGUCCGAGGAGUCCUCCAAAACCGUCGUACCCCUUCUGCUUUCCAGCACGAACAUCCCACAGUUCUUUCACGAUUGUCCUGGAUUUAUCGAUGCUGUUUCGGAGUGUGUUGGCUCGCUGCCUAGGGACACGCACUGCGUGCAUGUCUACAAUGUGGUCUUGGACAUCGCAGAGAUACGCGAGUUUCAUUGGGUUUUUUAUUUUACGUCUGAGGAGCUGAGCAGUAGGGACGAGGCCAUCUACCGGCUGUCGUUGGCAUAUCUCGAUUUGGAGCUAAAGAAGGUGGAACUUGAAGACCCUUCGGAUUGCGCCAUCUGCUUACAAGAGUUGCAGGCUGGGACUGAAGCUGCUUUGUUGCCAUGCUCACACGUCUACCAUCUCGGCUGCAUUCUUGCGUGGUUUCUUUGCGGUGAUAAUUGCCCCUUGUGUCGCUUCCGAGUCGUACACUGGAAUCUCAAUUCUUGGUACAUGGAUUGUCCCCAACUUCUUGAUCGAAUUGGAUGGUUCAGUAUAGAGUGA